Caenorhabditis remanei is the source of this 435-nucleotide messenger RNA. RefSeq lists its product as uncharacterized. Bases 1 to 435 code for a protein of 144 amino acids. The record is from RefSeq and is a predicted model, not a curated record. The transcript is spliced from 2 exons. Gene Ontology annotation, molecular function: protein binding. Lineage: Eukaryota; Metazoa; Nematoda; Chromadorea; Rhabditida; Rhabditidae.
AUGUCACUUGAACCCACGCUCCUAUCCAUGCCGGGAGUGGUGAAGGACCAAUUAUUCCAAUAUUUGAGUUAUAUCGACAUUGCUCGUCUCCACAAAACAUGCAAGGACUUACGGGACUACAUCAAUGUGAGCCGACCAGAUGCACGUUUCCAUAUUAUUGAUAUAUCGCAAUACAAUGGCAGCGUAUACCUGAAUCUCAUCACGAAAAACAAAAAAGAUUCGGUAGAGCUUGAGUAUAAGAAAUCUGAACAGGGAUGUUCGAUCUUGAGUAGUGUCGGUUUUCGAAAUGUCAACUUCCGGAACAUAAACGGAUUGGAAUUUAUGGCCGCGUUUUGUCGGGAUCUCGAAAUGGUUCUGAGGCAUCAAAAGUCGAUUUUAAAAGAAGUGGAGGUCUGCCAAUAUAGUGAAAAAAUAUACAUCUGCGAGACUAUUUGA